Molecule: messenger RNA, 3960 nt
Organism: Daucus carota subsp. sativus
Lineage: Eukaryota; Viridiplantae; Streptophyta; Magnoliopsida; Apiales; Apiaceae
Product: disease resistance protein RPV1-like
Exons: 5
Coding region: 142-3816 (1224 amino acids)
Biological process (GO): defense response; signal transduction
Molecular function (GO): protein binding; ADP binding
Source: RefSeq, a predicted model, not a curated record
GGAAAAAGAAGACAUAAAUACAGACCACACAUUUAGAGAGAUAGGGAAGUGAAAAAAACAUUACAAAGCCAGUGCAUUAUUAUCACCUGCAAACAUAAACACCGUCCGGGGUAUAGUUUUCUUCUGCUUCAUUUUGUAUCAAUGGCUUUUGUGUUAUGGGAAACUUUGAAAGAAUCAAUCUCAGCAUACGCAGAUCUCUCACCUGUGACUUUGGUUAUAUUUGUAGCUUUGGGACUUGCCUUGUUCUAUGCUAUUUGGGUGAUGUUUGGGCCCUCUGCUCGGCCACACCAGCAAGUCUCAGUGGUGGAAGACAAGAAUGAAGUUACAACUACUCAAUUAGCUGCUGUCACUUCAUCCCCUCCAUGGGAUGUCUUUUUGAGUUUUCGUGGAGAAGACACUCGCACAAAGUUCAGUGCACAUCUUUACCAUGCUUUGGAUCAGGCCGGAAUUGUUACCUUCAGAGACGAUCCUGCACUUCCAAAGGGUGAAGAAAUUUCAACAGGACUGCGUCAAGCAAUCAGAAAUUCUAAGAUGUUUGUAGUUGUUAUCUCAGAGAACUAUGCUGAUUCGUCGUGGUGCCUUGAUGAGCUUGUACAGAUCCUGAGUUGCAAGAGAACAAAGAAUCAGGUUAUUCCGGUGUUUUACUAUGUUAAUCCAUCAGAUCUACGACGCCACACGGGGAGUUUUGGUGUGGCUCUUAAGAAGCAUAAGAAGCGUCACUCUGUUGAUAAGAUUGACAAGUGGAAGUCUGCGCUUACUGAAAUCGCAGCUCUAUCAGGAUACCAUUUGGAAGAGGCAAAAAAGAGUGAAGCAGAUACAAUCCAAAAUAUUGUUGACAAUGUAUUGUCACAAGCAUCGACAAAGGUCGUACACCUUGAAAGAGGUCUAUUUGGGAUAGAUUCUGCUGUCGAAGAUAUAUAUCAACGACUAAGCAUGGAGUCAAAUGAUGUUCGCGCUCUUGGAAUAUGUGGGAUGGGUGGAAUUGGGAAAACAACGAUAGCCAAGGCUUUCUACAAUAAGUACGCCCACGAAUUUGAUGCGAGUUGUUUUUUGGAAAAUAUAAAACAGAAUUCACAAGGAGCUAGUCCUCUACUUUCUUUACUUCAAAAACUCUUGAAAGAGCUUCUCAGAGCCAAGGAUUUUGAGGUCCGAGAUGUUAAAAGUGCACUAAGAAAAUUGGGAGAAAUUCUUAGUUAUAAGAAAGCUCUCGUUGUUUUCGAUGAUUUAGACAUGGACCAUUCAAGCUACUCAGACUUGCUAGCAAGGAUUUGCGAGCUGAUUUCAGAUGGUGGCAGAAUGAUAAUUACGUCAAGAGAUCUAAACCUCCCAAAUCAACUGAAAGUAAAAAUGUCAAUGUCAAAAGUAGAUACAUAUAGGGUGAAGCAUCUGAAUAAAAUCAAUUCACUAGAGCUCUUUAGCUAUCAUGCCUUUAAACAAUCAAAGCCUCCCGGAAAAUACUUAGCUCUGUCUAAAAGUUUUGUUACUUAUGCGGGAGGCCUUCCACUAGCUCUAAAGGUGUUGGGUUCAUCUUUGUGCGGUAGAACAGAUGUGUCAUUCUGGAAAGUUAAAUUGAAAAAAGUUCAAAAAAUUCCAAUGGAAAAUAUCCAAAGCAUCCUUCAACUGAGUUACGAUGAGUUAGAAGAUGACACACAAAAGACUAUUUUCCUUGAUAUUGUGUUAUUCUUCCUGGGAAAGAAGAUAGAUGAGGCUAAUGAUGUAUUCAGAUCAUGUGAAUUUUUUCCGGAGUGUGGGAUACCAGUUCUAGUUGAGAGAUGUCUACUAAUUAUUGAUUAUGAUAAUAGGCUUCAAAUGCAUAAUCUUAUACAAGAUAUGGGGAGGAACAUUAUUCACGAAGAAUCCAAACAUGGGGAGUGCCGGCACUUGUACUUGGAAGAAGCAUCACAGGCUUUGCCAAAUCAGGACAUGGAUAAAAUUGAAGCCCUCCUUGUAGAUUGUACAAUGUCUAUCAACAAAUACUGCCAUGCUGAGCUAUUUGAAAGGUUGCCAAACCUGAGAUUAUUAAAAUUAGUUGAUGUCUAUGAUAUCAAAGGAAAUUUCAAAACUUCAUUUCAUGAGUUGAGGUUCAUAAGUUGGCAUGGUUGUUCUUGGACGCAUUUACCUUAUAGUGUUCACAUGCAAAAGCUUGUUUUCUUGGACAUGCCAUUUAGCAAACUUGAAACAUUGUGGAAGAUUGCUAAGUUGCCAUCUUUGCGUCACUUGAAUUUGAAAGGAUGCAAAAACUUGAAAGAAUUGCCCCACUCAAUUGGACGCUUGACUGCUCUAUCCCAUUUGAAUCUGAAUGAUUGUGUGAGUCUAAAACGACUUCCCAACCCCAUCACACAAUUGACUACUCUGAGCAGUUUGAAUAUGAGGAAAUGCAGCAAUCUGAAACUAUUGCCGGAGCAGUUGGGUGAUUUGAAAUGCUUAAAGAUGCUUGAUGUAAGUUUUACAGCAAUUGAGCAACUGCCAGAUUCAAUUGCUCACUUGAAGAAGUUAGUUUAUUUGGAUUUGAGCUGCUGCACGAAGCUUAGAAACUUACCUGAGCAAUUUGGGAACAUGGAAGCCUUGGAGACAUUUGAUGCAGAAGCAAGUGGAAUCGAACAACUGCCAGACUCGUUUUCAAACCUGCUUAAAUUGAGAUCUCUGAAUCUGAGAUACUGUUCAGAGCUGAAGAGAUUGCCUGAGCAGGUGGGGAAGAUGCAGUGUCUAGAAAGGCUAGAUGCAUCUUCUUCAGCAAUUGAAGAAUUACCGGAUUCUAUUGGAUCACUGCCUAUGAUAAAAGAGUUGGAUUUCAAUAAAUGCGAGAAGCUUUCAUGUGUUCCAAAUAGCAUCGGCAAUCUUAAAUCACUUAGAAGUUUACUUCUUGUUGGUGAGGACAUAAUAAAAAUUGAGUUGAUCGAGGCCGUAACUGAUAUAAAGUUGGAGACCCUGCAUCUGAGUUGUAAUAUAAGAGUUUGGUUGCCUAUCAUUGUAAGUGUUACUUCUCUGACAUUUUUAAUACUCUAUGAUGAGUGCGGGAGUCCCUCCCCAACCAAACCCUUUAGUUUCUUUCAGCUUUUCAACCUUAAAUAUCUUCAGUUGACUAACAGUACAACUCAUGGUUCCUCCUUUCCCGAACUACCACUCAAUUUAAGAAGCUUGCAGGUAGAAAACCACGCUUCACUAGAACAAGUACCUGAAUUGUCCUACCUCAAACACUUGUUUAAAUUGUCCAUCACCAGAUGCUGCAGCCUUCAAUCUCUCCACAAACUUCCACCUCAUCUUGAAUCCCUUACAGUUAAAGAUUGUACAAGCCUACAAGAAUUUCCAGAUCUGUCAAUGUUGAGAGAUUUAGAACAACUGGAUGUUUAUCGCAACGGCAGCAAUUUAAAAGUCAGUUUAGAGGAGAAUCACCUUCAGCUAGGAAGAGGGUAUAACAAAGCAUUUAGAGCUACUCUACAAAACAGGGAAAUUGCAGAGUGGUUCGACUAUAAAAACAGGGAAGGGUGCACACUAUCUUUUCAUGUUCCCCCAAACUUGGGAGAUAACUUUGUGGGUGUCGCCUUAUGGGUCGUUUAUAAAUGCUCCCCCGACCGAUGGUCAAGAGUUGAAGCUGUUAUCACAAAUAAAACAGAGGAUACGAUAGCUGCCCCGAUUACUAUUGGUUUUAAUUAUGAUAUAAAGGAUGAGGUACAAUCAAGUAUACAUUGCAUAAGGGCAGAGGACAUCUCAAUCAAGAACGGAGACAAAAUUAUGAUUUCUUUUCCUCAAGCAGAAAUAGAAGUGAAUAUGUGCGGGGCUCACAUAAUAAAACAGCCUUCUAGCAUAGUCAAAUAAAAUGUUGUCUAAUUUUUUUUCAAGAAAAUAUUGUAUAAUUAGAAAACUUAAAUCCGGAUAAUUCAUCAUAACUGAAAACCUACCAAAUCAUAAUGUUUAUUUGUCUUGGUAUAUAUAUUACUGAUGUGCAUAUUUUUUUGGGAA